Mauremys reevesii (Reeves's turtle) is the source of this 1412-nucleotide messenger RNA. RefSeq names its product adenylate cyclase activating polypeptide 1 (gene ADCYAP1). Gene Ontology annotation, cellular component: perikaryon; extracellular region; neuron projection. The transcript is spliced from 5 exons. Gene Ontology annotation, molecular function: peptide hormone receptor binding; neuropeptide hormone activity; pituitary adenylate cyclase activating polypeptide activity. The record is from RefSeq and is a predicted model, not a curated record. NCBI's taxonomy places the organism in Eukaryota, Metazoa, Chordata, Testudines, Geoemydidae. The coding region runs from base 634 to 1209 and encodes 191 amino acids. Gene Ontology annotation, biological process: positive regulation of GTPase activity; neuropeptide signaling pathway; regulation of protein localization.
ACAACAGUGCAACAAACAAUACUGCCGCCCUUAAAGGUAACAUGCAGACCGAUGUUUACAAAGAGGGCUCUUGAUAAAGCAGGGUGUUUGCAAAGAUUUUGUUGCUAAUUGCAUAAAAAAACGAGCUGCGGAAGAUUGGUCAACUUUGGAGUCACAGAGCAAGAAGAAGGAGAAAGCAGCAGCUGAAGCGAGAAGCAUCUCAGUGAAGGGAAAGAUCUUGGGAAGAGAACAUCUCACUGACAGCAGCUCCAGCACAGCCUGCUUCUGCUUCCCGUCUUCUCUCUCUCUCUCCCUCCUUGGCUUUCUCUUCCCCGCUCUUGUGUUCUUUCCUCUCUUUCUCCCUUCUGUCUCCUUCCCUUACUGCCCCUUUCUUGCUGUCCCUUCCCUGGCAGACUCCACUCCAGAUCUGUGCUGCCUGCUACCUACAAACUUUUUUGAGCGGAUCCCCUUAAACCAGAAGACAAGUAACUGCUGCUCUUCUGCCUUCGGCUCCUUUGAUCGUCAGAGAGGCGCUGCCAGAAGAGUUUUAACUAUUUCGGCUGAAACUUGGGAGAGAGUUUUUUUUUUAAUCAACCCUUUAUUUGCGCAGCCAAACUCUCUUAGUGCCGGGUGUUAAGAGUUUAAUGAGUGGCAAUGUGUAGCAAAGCGAUCCUAGCACUACUGGUCUAUGGGAUAAUAAUGCACUGCAGCGUCUACUGCUCACCUGCUGCUGGAUUUCAAUACCCUGCGCUAAGGAUUUCUCAGGAGGCACCGCCACAUGCGUCUGAAUUCUUGCCCUUUGCUUUCCGGGCUAGGCUGGAAGAUGAAGUGUAUGACGAGGAUGGAAACACGCUGCAGGAUUUCGCCUUUGACAACGACCCCCUUGGCAUAGCGAACCCUUCCUCCAUGAUAGACGACAUGUACACCCUGUACUACCCACCGGAAAAGAGGCACGCCGAUGGGAUAUUUAACAAAGCCUACAGGAGAGUCCUGGGUCAACUAUCCGCUAGGAAAUACCUGCAUUCUUUGAUGGCCAAACGGGUCGGCGGUGCCAGCGGCCUGGAGGACGACUCGGAACCGCUCUCCAAACGGCACUCGGAUGGCAUCUUCACAGACAGCUACAGCCGCUACCGGAAACAAAUGGCUGUCAAGAAAUACUUGGCAGCGGUCCUGGGGAAAAGGUAUAAACAAAGAGUUAAAAACAAAGGACGCCGAGUAGCGUAUUUGUAGCGCUGAGUCACCCUCCACUCCUGUGUAUACAAAGCCCUAAAAAGAGAAAAACAAAAGUCAUUUCCAAAGUGACUGAACAAUCACCGCUCCUGUGUUAUCUAAACAUGUAUUUAUGUAUGAAGUAAAGCCAUUAAAUGAAUAUUUUGAUAAUAAUAUUGUUUUUCUUUUUGUAUAAAAGCACUAGAGAAACGCACAGAUCUACU